Messenger RNA from Linnemannia hyalina, 1557 nucleotides. The record is from the annotation of a GenBank genome assembly. NCBI's taxonomy places the organism in Eukaryota, Fungi, Mortierellomycota, Mortierellomycetes, Mortierellales, Mortierellaceae.
AUGGACAACAAUGAAAAGGGCCAUGGACCCACCUACAACGAGGACGAAGCCCGUCUCGCUGCUUUGGGCUACAACCAAAACAUGAAGCGCCAGUUCUCUGGUCUUCAGAACUUUGGAUUCACUCUGACAAACUCGUCGGUGUUGAUCGGAAUUGUACCCCUGUUCGGGUUCGGAAUGGCCACUGGAGGUCCCGUCGCCAUCAUCUGGGGCUGGUUGUUGGUCGCCUUCUUUGUCAUGUUUAUUGGAUUGGGCAUGGCUGAGAUUUGUUCGACUUUCCCCACUGCUGGUGGGUUGUACUUCUGGACCGCCAAGCUUGGUGGUCCCAAGUGGGGUCCUAUGUUCUCGUGGUAUGAGGCCUGGUUCAACAUGCUCGGACAAGUCGCUGGAUGCUCAGGAUCGGUGCUGGCAGCAGCAACGUUCAUGAACACAUUGAUUAGGGUCUGGCAACCCUCAUGGGAGCCCAGCGGCACAAAGAACUUUUACAUCAUGGCAGCCCUGAUGAUCACUGCAGGAUUGAUCAACUCUGCUGGAGGACGAGCCCUCAAGGUUGCGUCAUUGGUCUCGGUUGUGGUCCACAUUCUCGGCACCAUUGUAGUUGUCAUCACAGUUCUUGUUGGAGCCCCCAAGUUGCAGAAUGCCAAUUUUGUGUUCACAGAGUUCAAGGAUUACACUGGCUACACUACCCAGUCCUCGGCCAGCCCUGCUUUUGUGUUCAUGCUUGGUCUCUUGCAGUCCCAAUGGUCCAUGCUUGGAUAUGAUGCCUCCGCUCACAUGUCAGAGGAGACCGAAAAGUCAUACGUCAACGGACCCCGCGGCAUCCUCAUGUCGAUCUUUGCCUCAGUCUGCAUCGGUUUGGCGCUGGCGCUGGCCAUGACAUUCGGAAUCCAGGACUACGACACUACCCUUAACAGCAUCUACGGCGCUGCCCCUCAGAUCUUUCUCGACUGUGCUGGCAAAGUAGGUGGAUCGAUUUUCAUCUUUAUCAUCGUCUUUGCUGGUUUCUUGUGCGGUGUUGCAACGGUCGCAGCCAACUCGCGCAUGAUUUACGCGUUUGCUCGGGAUGGCGGAUUGCCCUUCUCUCCAUUCUUCUCGGUCUUGGAUCGCCGCACCCAGAUGCCAUUGAGACUUGUCUGGUUGUCGGUCGCGAUCAUUAUCGUGCUUGCCCUACCCUCCCUCGGAUCUGAGGCAACUCUUAGUGCCAUCUCAGGAAUCUCCAUCAUCGGAUUCACCGUCUCGUACGCCAUCCCCAUCCUCCUCCGUAUCACCGUCGGAGCCGAGACCUUUGUCCAGCAUGAAUUCAACCUGGGUCGGUUCUCCAAGCCCAUCGGUUGGAUCGCCUGUGUCUGGACGGGCUUUAUUUUUGUCAUCUUUAACCUCCCCCAGUCCUGGCCUGUCGAUAACAUGGACCAUUUCAACUUCACGCCUGCGGCAGUUGGGUUCUUGUUGAUCUUUACAACGCUUACUUGGUUCCUGAGUGCACGGCAUUGGUUCAAGGGGCCGGUCUCUGAGAUUGCACUCCAGGAACUUGAUGGUGUGGUCCCUAUUGAGGCAAAGUAA